ACUUAUAGGAACCACGUAGUUGCAGCUCGCAGCCUGGGAUCCUCAGUGAUAUAAAGCAGAGGAAGAUACAGCAGCAGGCAUACAGACACACUGACAUACAGACAUUGUCGUCGCUGCCAUGGAGCCUGAAAUCCAACUGGAAUCUUUCCAUGUGUCCAGCACCAUGGGCUUUGUCCUGGACGAUCCAAAGACCGAUCUCCCAGAGUACUACCAGCCAUGGAUGAGCAUCGCCAUGGACCUCCCCCAGCUGAUCCAAACUCAUCAGCUCCAGGACAGGGUCCAUGAGAUGCCGCUGUUGAGCACCACGCAUCUCCAAGGGCACAGAGAAGAGAGGCUGGCACACCUGGCACUGGGCUUCAUCACCAUGGGCUAUGUGUGGCAGGAAGGAGAGCACCAGCCAGUCAAGACGCUCCCCAGGCAGCUGGCUGAGCCGUACUGCAAAGUGUCGGAGGCCUUGGACCUGCCGCCCAUCCUGGUCUAUGCCGACUGUGUGCUGGCCAACUGGAAGCUGAGGGACCCCACAGGCCCGUUCGAAAUUGGGAACAUGGACACCAUAUUCAAGUUUCCUGGGAAGGAAUCAUGCAGGGGCUUCUUCCUGGUCUCCCUGGUGGUGGAACAGGCUGCAUGCACAGGGAUGGAGGGAAUUGCCAUGACGAUGAACUCCAUGCUGACCCAGGACAAUCAUGGUGUGCAUGAUGGCCUAGAGAUGGUGAACAAGUCUCUGUUGAAGAUGAAGGAGAUGUUUGGACUCAUGCGCAGUCAUGUGAAGCCCGACGUCUUUUAUGGGACACUGCGGAUCUUCUUUACUGGUUGGAUGGACAACCCAGCCCUGCCCGAUGGGCUAUGCUAUGAGGGGCUCUUCACAAAGCAGUUGAGGGGGGGCAGCGCUGCCCAGAGCUCCAGCAUCCAAUGUUUUGAUGCUCUGUUGGGUGUCAAACAAGUAGAAACCUCAGCUGACAGCUACCUGAAGGACAUCCGCAAUUACAUGCCCCCAGCCCACCGGCACCUGAUCGAGGUCCUCGAGAGUCGGACUCCCUUGCGUUCGUACGUGGAGAAUUCUGGCGAGCAGGAUCUCAUCGACACCUACGACAAGUGUGUUAAGGCCCUGGCGGCCCUGCGGUGCUACCACCUGCAGGCUGUAAGCAGCUAUGUGUCUGCGCCCAGUAAGAGAGCACACAGGAGCGACCCCACCCUCAGGGAGGAAAAGGGCACAGGUGGCACAGAUGCCUUCCGUUUCCUGAAGAGCGUCCGGGACUCGACCAAUAAUGUCCUCAUCAGCCCUAGAUGAGGCGCCCUACACUCUUCCCAACCAUAGUCUUACAGCAUGAGCUAUCAGCUAACAGUUAUCCUAUCUAUUUAAAGCUUAGAAGAUGUUUAAUUUUUUUUUCAAUAGAUUAUACACAUUUCAAUGCCUCAUUUUCACAAAACUAUGAGCACACAUCCACAAAUAGUUCUCAGAAGUGAACAAUCCUUGCUCCAAAUGUGACACUGUGUUCACCAGAAUAGCCCACAUAAUCUAGCAAUACAUGCAGUUCACACUUGAUGAAUAAAUUAAAUAUACUCACUGUGCUCUGUCGGUUUUGGUUGAAGGUCAGUGUACAAGUUAGAUCCAAUACCAUGACAACUGGCAGGAGUUCUACUGGUCUCUAGUAAUGUUAAUCACUGUAUUCUCAUAAACAUAUGAAACAUUAAAAUACUAAAAACUAUACAAGUUAAA
Messenger RNA from Brienomyrus brachyistius, 1717 nucleotides. RefSeq names its product indoleamine 2,3-dioxygenase 2-like. The transcript has 10 exons. Gene Ontology annotation, molecular function: metal ion binding; L-tryptophan 2,3-dioxygenase activity; indoleamine 2,3-dioxygenase activity. The coding region runs from base 119 to 1288 and encodes 389 amino acids. Gene Ontology annotation, cellular component: cytoplasm. The record is from RefSeq and is a predicted model, not a curated record. NCBI's taxonomy places the organism in Eukaryota, Metazoa, Chordata, Actinopteri, Osteoglossiformes, Mormyridae. Gene Ontology annotation, biological process: 'de novo' NAD+ biosynthetic process from L-tryptophan.